AUGAGUGCUGUUGAAUUUCGACGUCGCGGUCGUCAGAUGGUUGACUACAUAACUGACUAUAUGGAGAAUAUCGAGAAUAGGAGGGUUGUCCCAUCAAUUGAGCCUGGUUAUUUGAAAGAACUUUUACCUUUACAUGCUCCACAAACAGCAGAACCAUUUGAAAGAGUUUUACAGGACUUUGAGAGUUAUAUAAUGCCUGGGGUCACCCAUUGGUCUCAUCCCCGUUUUCACGCCUAUUUCCCAGCUGGUAAUUCAUUUCCUUCAAUUUUGGCUGAUAUGUUGUCUGAUGCUUUGGGGGCUAUUGGAUUCUCUUGGGCUGCAUGUCCAGCAAUGACUGAACUAGAAAUUCAUAUGCUCCAAUGGUUUGGGGAAAUGAUAGGUCUUCCUGUUGCGUUUUUACCGUUUACUGAAAAUGGGACAGGAGGCGGUGUCAUUCAGGUAGUAAUUUUUAAUUGUGACAAUUUGACAAUAAAGUUUACUCGGGGUUCCUUUUUGAAGUAA
Messenger RNA from Meloidogyne enterolobii, 501 nucleotides. Lineage: Eukaryota; Metazoa; Nematoda; Chromadorea; Rhabditida; Meloidogynidae. The record is from the annotation of a GenBank genome assembly.